This is a messenger RNA of Aspergillus ibericus CBS 121593, 2010 nucleotides long. It is a transcript of the gene spp2, whose product is annotated as spliceosome ATPase-activating subunit SPP2. Gene Ontology annotation, molecular function: nucleic acid binding. The transcript has a single exon. Lineage: Eukaryota; Fungi; Ascomycota; Eurotiomycetes; Eurotiales; Aspergillaceae. The record is from RefSeq and is a predicted model, not a curated record. The coding region runs from base 129 to 1817 and encodes 562 amino acids. Gene Ontology annotation, biological process: mRNA splicing, via spliceosome. Gene Ontology annotation, cellular component: spliceosomal complex.
UUCACAAUCCCAGACCCCACUCGCCGCACGCUGCGAGUACCUGUCUCGCAUUAAUGGGUUGAAAUCAGCUUGAGUAUCUACGACCCUCUCAUUUUCGCAUCGGUCGCCCAGACGGGGAGACCGUCACAAUGUCAUCUUCACAGCCUCCGCAAAACGGCAAUGCGGACUCCCAAGGGAAAUCCGCAGCAAAGCCAUUCUCCCUCUCCCUUGGCGGCGGAAACUCCACAGCAACAACAACAACAACGCCAGUAAACGGUCAACCCAAGAAGACAGCCUUCAAUCUCCAAGGCCCAACGCGAUCCACCGACUCACCUAACCGAACCCUCGCGCGCCGACCUCACCACCUCCACGAUGACGAAGACUCGGACGAGGAAGCACCACCCGUCCACGAAGCCGUCACCGGAUUCGACACCUUAACCGGCACCGCCAUUCCCGCCAACAAGCCCGCCGAAAAGCGCGAGCUGGUUAUCCCCGUCGCGGGGAACAAUAACUGGCGAGACCGGCCGGGGGUGAAUCUUCGGAAAUCGAAGGGAAAGAAUCUCCUCCCGAAGGAAGUUCAAGCCAUCCAGGAAGCGCAGAAACGGGGCGAAGUGGCGGGCGAGAAUGUUGAGACCGAGCGGCCGAGUAUGGCCUAUGGGUUGACUUUCGCUCAGCGGGAUUCGGAGCAGGUGGGGGUGCAGCCGGAUAAUGAUCGUCCUAUGCUGGAUGCUCCGGAGCCUGCUGCUGCUGCUGCUGCUGCUGCUGCUGCUGCUGUGGCUGAGGAACGGAAACCGCUUACGCAGGAUGAGAUUGCCCUGCAGGCGCUUAUUCGGGAGACGAAUGGUGAGCCGGAGAGGAGGUCGGAUCUUGUGAUUGAGUCGGCGAAUCGGGAUGAUGGUGAUGAAAGGGCGGGCGGGCGAUAUGAUGAGACGACUUCGUUUCGGGCGGAUAUUGCUUCGCGUCCGGAGUCGGCGAGCCUCGAUCAGUAUAAUGCGAUUCCUGUGGAGGAGUUUGGCGCGGCCCUGCUACGAGGUAUGGGGUGGAAGGAAGGUCAGGCUGUCGGGAGAGGAAAAUAUGGUGGGGCUUCUGGGAAUCAGGAUAAUAAGCCGCGGAUUCCGGAGCGGCGGCCUGGGUUCUUGGGCAUCGGAGCGAAGGAUGCGUCUGGGGGGAAGGGUGCAGAGGCUGAGCUCGGUGCAUGGGGAAAAGCGGCCAUGCGCAAGGGGUCCAGAAAGGCAGGGAAAGAGGGCGAGUCUAAUACGGAGGGCGUGUAUAUGCCCAUCAUGAUGCGGAACACCAAAACCGGCGAGUUCAUCACAGAGGAGGAACUCGCAGCUCAACGGAAGGACGUCAAGAAACGGGGCGACGAUGAUGACUGGAAAGAAAGGCGCGAUCGCAAUUUGGAAAAGAGUGGACGCGAUAGAGAUCGUGAUCAUCGCGAUCGCGACUCUCGCCGCCGUGACUACGAUGACGACGAUAGCGAUCGCUAUGACAGACGGCGGACAGGAUCAUCUAGAAGAGACCGCAGCUUGUCGGCCAGCGACCGACACUCAAGACGGCGCAAAUACGGGGAUGAAGAUAGCGACAGUCGAGAUGAUCGCUACUAUCGGGACCGUGACUCUCGCCGGGAUCGGGAUCGGAAUGGGAAUGGGGACCGGGACCGAGAACGCGAUAGGGAUAGAGAUCGGGAUCGGGACCGCAGCAGACGGUAUCGUGAUGAUGAUCGCUAUUCGAGCUCAAGACACUCUUCGUCGCAUACAUCGAGUAGACAUCGGGAUCGGGAUCGAGAGCGCGAUAGCGAUCGCGACUCGCACCGGAGACGGAGAGACGAUGAUCGAUGAAUGCAAUUAGUCGUCUUUGUAUCUUAUAGAGAGUUAUAAAAUCUGUCUAUACCAUGAUUUUUAUACCAUUAGCAGUGUGCUGGGUGAAGGAAGACGGAGAUGGUUGCGUGGUUGGCAAAAGUUGUCCUUGGUGACGCUGAUGAUGUUACCGAUCUACGAAUGCCCCAACGCGUAAACAUGUGAAAUAAUGGUC